UCCUCACCAGAAUAAAUGUGUGACUGUGACAAUAUUACUCCCUGCUCGCAGCGAAUAUGACGAGAACGCAGCACAAAGUGAAAUACAUUAUGGGCAUAUUUAUGUACAAAUGACUGCUAGAAUGUACCUUUUAGCGCGUUAUCUGGUUUUGUACGUUGAACAUUUCUUGCAAUAGUUCCUGAAAUUAAAUUAUUUCACCACGGACUAAACUCUUUUCAUACCUGAAACAUUAAAAAAAAAAAAAAAAAAAAAAAAAAAGAAUGGGGACAGUUGAUCGACUUGCACUUGGCCUGCGUAAUCAGGUAAAUGUAUCCUCAAACGCUUUUGCCAACAUAUCACCAAUAACAGGACCUUCCGAAGAUGCGCCCGUGUCCUCUUAUGACAUCCUGAUAACAUCUAUACUCGGCACAGUUUUGACCUGCAUGUGUUUGGUUGGUGUGAUCGGAAACGUUUACACUCUGAUCGUCAUUAACAUCUCCGUCCGAGUGACUGGAUCCAUGUAUGUUUACAUUGUAAACUUGGCACUUGCGGAUCUGCUGUACCUCUCCACCAUUCCUUUCGUGGUUUGUACCUAUUUUGUCAAGGACUGGUACUUCGGCGACAUCGGGUGUCGUGUUCUGUUCAGCCUGGAUUUCCUCACCAUGCACGCCAGCAUCUUUAUCCUGACCAUCAUGAGCACGGAGAGAUACCUGGCUGUGGUGAAUCCGCUGGACACCUUCGGUCGCUCCAGGCGCUACAGGCGCGCGGUCAUUUGCAUGGUUUGGUUCGUUUCUUUUGUCCUGGCUCUACCGACCAUGAUCAUGAUCGCUCUAAAGAGAGACGUGCACAACGGCGUAGUAAAACGCAUGUGCCACCCGACUUGGCAGAUAACUGCGUACAAGGUGUACCUGACUGUACUGUUCAACACUUGCAUCUUGGCUCCUGGCUUCAUCAUUGGCUAUCUCUAUCUGAAGUUAGCCCGGACCUAUUGGGUAUCACAAACCUCUGUGUUUUCAUCCAGAGAAAUGAAUAAGUGUCCUAAGCAAAAGGUCUUGUAUCUGAUAUUUGGUAUAGUUCUUACUUUUUGGGCAUGCUUUUUACCCUUUUGGUUAUGGCAGUUAUUAAGUAUCUAUUAUUUUGGGCAUGGGGGGCUGUCAAGCAGUACAGUUGUAUACAUUAACUUUGUUGUGACUUGUUUGGCAUACAGUAACAGUUGUAUCAACCCUUUCUUGUACACUUUAUUAACAAGGAAUUAUCAGGAAUAUGUGAGGGACAGACAAAAGAGCAGCAUAGCCUUUAAGAAAAGGCUCAGACAAUCAUCUCAGGUGACAAGGUCCGUGUCAUCUGGGAGUCAACAAUUUUGUAAUACUCUGACUAAUACACAUUAAAAUGGCAUCCUGGAUACUUACAGCAAACUUUGAUUUUUUAUUUUUAUUUUUUGUACAUGGCAGUGUUUGCAGUGGCAUAACUGAUUAGAAGUCUUUGUUUCAUAGAAGUUAAAAAGUCAGACUGAAAAACAGGGAUUCAAAUUUUUAUUUAAAUCUGGAAAAAAGUGAGUGUUUUGGGAAUUUAAGAACAUUUCAACAAAGAAAUGUUAUAAAGUAAAAUGAACAAGAUAUAGAAUGUAUGUGAGAUCCUGCACUUUUUCUUGGUCACUAAUCAGAUGAUCAAAUCUGUAACAUUGACAUUGUAUUGAAUUAGGAAAAUGCAAAAUAGAAGCAUUUUCACAAGUGGAAUAUUCCACUUAAGGUCUCUUAUAAGACAUGAUCAAUAGACCAUCUCUGUACAUAGCGCUCAAUUGCACAUUAUCACAAGCAUACAUGUGAAUGUUCAUAUUUUGCACUAUUCAUGUUAUUGUAUUCACAUUGCUGAACAGAUUUGUAGAUACCAGUAAAAUGGUGACGUGGACGUUGUUCUGAACACAAAGAACAUAAAAACAUGCUGGUUUGGAAACAAACCUUGUUUUAUAAUGAAAUUAGUGGCCUCUUUGUUAGAUUAUUAUGAGGAAAUAUGUGCAAUCAUAAAUACAGAGUUCAAUAUUAAUGUGUUUAAAACGAAAUAUCUGUUUAUUUAAAAUUUCACUUGGCCUUCAAAAAAUAGUUUGUAUUAUAUUUGAAUAUGUAAUAGUCUAGUUUCUACAGUUUAGUUUACACAUAAAAUGUUUUGUACUUCAGUGCUUUAGAUUGCAGUUAAAAAGCUAUUGUCAGUUUGUGGUUUCUCAAUCUCAUGCUGUUUAGACAAGAGUUACGACUGCGGUUAGGAAUGAGAGCUGACUGCAUGAAAUGAUCAAAUGAUAGCAUGCGAUAAAGCAUACGUAUGUGACUUUUA
This is a messenger RNA of Myxocyprinus asiaticus (Chinese sucker), 2307 nucleotides long. Its product is annotated as urotensin-2 receptor-like. Gene Ontology annotation, biological process: neuropeptide signaling pathway; regulation of blood pressure; blood vessel diameter maintenance. Gene Ontology annotation, molecular function: urotensin II receptor activity. The record is from RefSeq and is a predicted model, not a curated record. The transcript has a single exon. Bases 261 to 1367 code for a protein of 368 amino acids. Gene Ontology annotation, cellular component: membrane. Lineage: Eukaryota; Metazoa; Chordata; Actinopteri; Cypriniformes; Catostomidae.